Messenger RNA from Anoplophora glabripennis (Asian longhorned beetle), 4030 nucleotides. Its product is annotated as multidrug resistance protein 1-like. Gene Ontology annotation, biological process: transmembrane transport. Gene Ontology annotation, cellular component: membrane. The coding region runs from base 140 to 3916 and encodes 1258 amino acids. The record is from RefSeq and is a predicted model, not a curated record. The transcript is spliced from 20 exons. Gene Ontology annotation, molecular function: ATP binding; ABC-type transporter activity; ATP hydrolysis activity. NCBI's taxonomy places the organism in Eukaryota, Metazoa, Arthropoda, Insecta, Coleoptera, Cerambycidae.
CUAACUGAAAACAGUGUGAAUUACUUUUCAUUAAUAUGGGGAUGCGUUAGAAAUUGCAUUGAAAUUUUAUUUAUUCUGUUAGUAUGGCUUUUACGAGCUAAGUUGUUGCAAACUAAACCCAUCCGUUUCAACGGCUGCAAUGGGCGAAAAGGUAUUGGCUUAUAACGAUGGGGAUGAGAAAAAUGCCGAAAAGUCGGGAAAAGAAAAGACGUUAAAAGUGAAAACUCAGGCAGUUCCUUAUUAUCGCUUGUUCUCAUUUUGUACCGCCUUAGACAAAUUGGGAAUAUUAAUAGCAGCGGUAUGUGCUAUUGUCUGUGGAAUAGCUCAACCAUAUAUGUUAAUAAUAUUUGGAGACAUAACAGGAUCCAUAGUUUCCUAUGUAUCGCAGUUGAACGAGACCCUGACUGAUGAAGAGAAAUACGUUUUGGAUGAAGCACUGUGGGUAGAUGUGAAAACUUUCGCCAUUAAUGCAACAGUCAUUGCAGUGGUUACUAUAAUUUGUACUUAUGUGUCUGCAGUCCUAUUCAGCUACAGUGCUAUAAACCAGAUAUUCAAAAUGCGGCAGAAGUUUUUAAUGAAAAUACUAAAUCAGGAUAUAGAGUGGUUCGAUAUGAAUCAAACUGGAGACUUCGCAACAUCUUUUACACAAAACAUUUCGAAAAUUGAAGACGGUAUAGGUGAAAAAAUCGGAAUAUUUCUUUACUUCGAAUCAACAUUUGUAUCUGGUAUAAUUAUGGCUUUGAUUAAAGGGUGGAAGUUGGCUUUGGUAUGUAUGGUAUCGUUGCCACUAUCGACUACUAUAAUGGGCGGUAUUGCUUGGAUAUCAAAUAAAUUUUCUCGUGAAGAACUUGAAUCUUACGGAGCCUCAGGGUCCAUAGCCGAGGAAGUUCUAAGUGCCAUAAGAACUGUUGUAGCAUUCGAUGGGCAAGAGAAGGAAAUAAGUCGAUAUAACAAACAUCUAGUUUCAGCCAAGAAGAAUAACAUCAAACGGGGUAUAUUCAACUCACUGAGUAAUGGUUGCUUAUGGUUCUUCGUAUACGGUUGUUACGCUUUAUCGUUCUGGUAUGGUGUAGGGCUUAUCAUUGAAGAGAGAAACUUACCCCCUCAGGAUAGAGUUUAUACUCCUGGAAAUAUGGUUUCUGUAUUUUUUGCUACUCUAGUAGCUACAUGGAACUUCGGAAUGGGUGCCCCAUUUCUAGAAGUAUUUGGUGCUGCAAGAGGAGCAGCCCAAAAAAUAUUUUUUGUAUUGGACAGCGAGCCGAAGAUUAACCAAUACAAGAAUUGUGGUAAGCAACCGGAUAGAUUUCGGUCCAAUAUUACGUUUGAUAACGUCUACUUCAAAUAUCCUGCUAGACCUGAUGUGAAGGUAUUACAGGGUUUCAAUCUAAAGAUUAACUAUGGUCAAACGGUUGCUUUAGUGGGUAGCUCUGGAUGUGGAAAAUCUACUUGCAUACAACUCCUUCAGCGAUUUUAUGAUGCAACCUCAGGGAGUAUCUUUAUCGACAAUAACAACAUAAAAGACAUAAAUUUAUUGUGGCUAAAAGAGAAAAUAGCCGUUGUGAGCCAAGAACCCGCCCUGUUCGCGACAACGAUUGCAGAGAACAUUAGAUAUGGCAAGUUGUCCGCCACUCAGAAGGAAAUAGAGGAAGCUGCAAAAAAAUCAAACGCACACAAAUUCAUUUUGAGCUUACCUCACGGUUAUGAAACGUUAAUAGGGGAGAGAGGGGCACAGCUGUCUGGGGGACAGAAGCAAAGAAUAGCCAUUGCUAGAGCUUUAAUUAAAAAACCGGAUAUAUUACUGCUGGACGAGGCAACUUCAGCUUUGGACACUACAAGUGAAGCGGAAGUACAAGCAGCAUUAGAUUCAAUUAGCGGCGAGUGUACAACAAUAAUCGUAGCACAUAGGCUGUCAACGAUUAGAAACGCAAACGUGAUAGUUGUUGUUUCGGAGGGCCGUGUUGUUGAAAAGGGCUCACAUGCUGAAUUAAUGGCAGCUCAAGGAGUUUACUAUAACCUGGUAUCCUCCCAAGGCAUCACCGAAACAUCCGAUCUUAAAGGAGAUAAAACACUGAAGAGUAGCUUAAGUUUUUCUAAUAAAUCUUUCAACGAUCCGGGAAAAGAAGAAGAAGGUCAAGAAGAAAUAGUGGAAGAAAGCAAAGAAAAUAAAGGUUCUCUUCUAAAGGUUAUGAAAAUGAAUAGUCCUGAAUGGUUUCCUAUCGUAAUAGGCUGUUGUGCAUCAAUAGUUACUGGGGCCUCUUUACCAAUUUACGGUAUCGUCUUUGGUGGCAUAGUUGGGGUCCUUGCUCAACAAGACGACGAACGGGUUCGAGCUGAAAGUAAUGCGUAUUGUCUCUAUUUCUUAUUGUUGGGAGUUGUUACAGGUUUGGCAAUGUUUUUCCAGAUGUUUUCGUUUUGCGUUGCUGGCGAGAAGUUGACGUUGAGAAUGAGGAAGAAAGCAUUCGAAUCUAUGCUUCGCCAAGAGAUGGGCUGGUAUGACAGGAAAGAGAAUGGGGUUGGCGCCUUAUGCGCUCAACUUGCUGGAGAUGCUUCAAGCGUACAGGGGGCCGCAGGGGUACAGAUUGGUUCUUGCCUAAACUUUAUAUCAACAUUUAUUUUAACAUGCACAUUUUCGUUGAUCUACGAAUGGAAGCUCUCACUUAUAUUGUUAUCAUUUUCCCCGCUUAUACUAUUUUCCAUUUAUUUCGAACAAAAAGCUUUACAAAACGAUGCCAAGAAAAGUCAAAAGAUCCUAGAUAAAUCCGCUAAGAUUGCAGUGGAGGCUAUUGCUAAUAUUCGUACUGUCGCAUCUUUGGGAUGUGAGGAUGUCUUUCAGAGGCUUUAUGUCGAUGAGCUCGUUCCUUACCAAAAAUCAGGAAAAAUUAAGUCACAUUUUAGGGGUGUUGUUCUAGGAAUGGCAAGAAGUCUUUUAUUAUUUGCCUAUGCCGCUGGGAUGGCAUAUGGUGCACAAUUGAUAGUUGAUGGAGUAGUAUAUUACGGGACUGUAUUUACGGUAUCUGAAGUGGUCAUUGUUGGAUCCUGGUCCAUAGGAAACGCAUUGUCGUUUUCUCCAAAUUUCCAGAAAGGACUGGUUGCCGCAGGAAGAAUAUUUGCAUUGUUAGAAAGGGUUCCUGCUGUUAGAAAUGUUACACAUCCCUUGAGAAAGAAAUGGGACAAUGAAAAUGUGGAAUAUUCCCAAGUCUACUUUUCUUACCCUACUAGGCCAUCUAUAUCAGUAUUAAAUAGUUUAAAUUUAUCCAUUAUGAAAGGAACAACUGUGGCUUUAGUGGGCUCGAGUGGCUGUGGAAAAUCAACAAUUAUUCAACUGCUGGAAAGAUUUUACGACCCCACAUACGGCGAAGUUAGUGUGGAUGACGAAGACGUAAAAGUAAUGGAUCUGAGGAUGUUAAGAUCUCAGUUAGGAAUAGUCUCUCAGGAGCCCAACCUAUUUGACAGGACAGUUGCUGAAAACAUUGCGUAUGGUGCGAAUGACAGGAAGGUGGAUAUGGAUGAGAUUAUAGAUGCUGCCAAGUCUGCCAACAUUCAUAACUUUAUAAGUUCUUUACCUAUGGGCUAUGAGACUAGACUAGGCACCAGAGGAACACAACUUUCAGGGGGUCAGAAACAAAGAAUUGCUAUCGCUAGGGCCCUUGUACGAAAUCCCAAAAUUUUAUUGUUGGACGAAGCCACUUCUGCUUUGGAUAAUGAAAGCGAAAAGAUUGUGCAAGAAGCUUUGGACAAUGCAAAGAUAGGUCGAACAUGUAUAACUAUAGCUCACAGACUCACUACUAUUCAGGAUGCUGAUGUUAUUUGCGUAUUAAAAGAAGGCUUCAUUGCUGAAAUGGGAAAGCAUACUGAAUUAUUGGAGAGGAGAGGAUUGUACUAUGAAUUUUAUAAACUACAGUCAGGACAGAAUUAGUACACCAAAAUCAGUAUUCAAGUCUCUAGUAAUUAUUAUUAAAUAUAUAAAUAUUACCGUCAUCUUUCUUGUAGGUGGCUAGUUUAAUUUUUAAUAUUAAGUAUUGUCCAAAUA